Molecule: messenger RNA, 1842 nt
Organism: Dipodomys spectabilis (banner-tailed kangaroo rat)
Lineage: Eukaryota; Metazoa; Chordata; Mammalia; Rodentia; Heteromyidae
Gene: Map2k3
Product: mitogen-activated protein kinase kinase 3
Exons: 12
Coding region: 180-1223 (347 amino acids)
Biological process (GO): MAPK cascade; protein phosphorylation
Molecular function (GO): ATP binding; MAP kinase kinase activity
Source: RefSeq, a predicted model, not a curated record
GCGCUGCCCAGUCUGGCUGUGGCACCGCCCGUUGUGAACGCGUACUUGCAAGCUCUCACCGGCCUCUGCUCCUCUACUGCGUCCGGGCCGCCCGCCCGUAGCCAUGAGCGCGCUCGGCCCGGGUAUAGCCCGCCGUCCUCUAGAUUAGUCCCCGCCGCUUCCUAGAACCCGUUUGCAGCAUGGAGUCGCCCGCCCCGAACCAGCCCGCCAGCAUGCCCCAGUCCAAAGGAAAAUCCAAGAAGAAAAAGGAUUUACGGAUAACCUGUGUGUCCAAGCCGCCUGUGCCCAAUCCCACACCUCCUCGGAAUCUAGACUCCCGGACCUUCAUCACCAUUGGAGACAGAAACUUUGAGGUGGAGGCUGAUGACCUGGUGACCAUCUCAGAGCUGGGUCGUGGAGCCUAUGGGGUGGUGGAGAAGGUGCGACAUGCGCAGAGUGGCACCAUUAUGGCUGUAAAGCGCAUCCGGGCCACGGUGAACUCGCAGGAGCAGAAGCGGCUGCUCAUGGACUUGGACAUCAACAUGCGCACAGUUGACUGCUUCUACACCGUCACCUUCUACGGGGCCCUCUUCAGAGAGGGAGAUGUGUGGAUCUGCAUGGAGCUCAUGGACACAUCCCUGGACAAGUUCUACCGGAAGGUGCUGGAGAAAAACAUGACGAUUCCAGAGGACAUUCUGGGGGAAAUCGCUGUGUCUAUCGUACGGGCUCUGGAACACCUACAUAGCAAGCUGUCUGUGAUCCACAGAGAUGUGAAACCGUCCAACGUCCUCAUCAACAAGGAAGGCCAUGUGAAGAUGUGUGAUUUUGGCAUCAGCGGCUACCUGGUGGACUCUGUGGCGAAGACGAUGGAUGCUGGCUGCAAGCCCUACAUGGCUCCUGAAAGAAUCAACCCUGAGCUGAACCAGAAGGGCUACAAUGUCAAGUCUGACGUCUGGAGUCUCGGCAUCACCAUGAUUGAGAUGGCCAUCUUGCGUUUCCCUUAUGAGUCCUGGGGGACCCCAUUCCAGCAGCUGAAGCAGGUGGUGGAGGAGCCGUCCCCUCAGCUCCCAGCUGACCGCUUCUCCCCCGAGUUUGUGGACUUCACUGCCCAGUGCUUGAGGAAGAACCCUGCAGAGCGCAUGAGCUACCUGGAGCUGAUGGAGCACCCUUUCUUCACCCUGCACAAAACCAAGAAGACGGACAUUGCUGCCUUUGUAAAGGAGAUCCUGGGAGAGGAUUCAUAGCGGGCUGACCUGGGAUUCCACUGGCCCUCCAGCACCCGAGUCCUCUCUGCUGGGGCAGUGCUUGCCCACAGCCAUAAGCUACUGCCAUCCUGGCCCUGGGCAUUCUGGGAGGAAUCGAGGGGGCUGCUCCUGCCUUGGCUCUGCAACCAGCCUUGUGUCUCAAGUGCCAAAGAACCAGAUCUUCCAGGACUCCCAGCUAGGCCCACGGGGGCCUCGUCAGUGCCUCUGCUCUGCUGCUCCAAGGACCCCAAGUCUCCACCAAGCCUUGGACUUGGAGGGGCCUGGGCACCCCACGUGAACUCUGCUGCCCCUCCUGGAGAAGGCAGCCAGUGCCUGUGUGGACGAGCCACCAGCUCGGGCCCCGCCUGCAUGCCACCCAAGUUGUAUAUUUUUUUUUUAUCUCAACUGAAUGGACUUUGCACACUUUGGCCCAGGGUGGCCACACCUCUGUUCUGGCCUCGUGUGGAGGACACAGUAGGGGAUGAGCCAUGUGAAUCCCUAAGUCUCUCAUGGGGUAACCUUCAGCUAUCUGGGGCCUUGACUCACCACUGGCUAGUGGCCUUGAGGGGCACACCUGUCCAGCCCCCUCACCACCUCUAAUAGUGUUGGGUCACUUUUA